This is a messenger RNA of Clonostachys byssicola, 1434 nucleotides long. The record is from the annotation of a GenBank genome assembly. NCBI's taxonomy places the organism in Eukaryota, Fungi, Ascomycota, Sordariomycetes, Hypocreales, Bionectriaceae.
AUGACGAGAGCAGACGAAAGGAAGCCGAAGAAAUGGAUCCUGAACGCUUUUACAAUGAGCACGCCAGGGCACCUAGCUCCGGGGCUAUGGAGACAUCCUCGUAAUCAGUCCGCUCAAUACACAGAUAUCGAGUACUGGACAAAUUUAGCCAAGAUCCUGGAAGAUGGGAAAUUUCAUGGACUGUUUAUCGCAGAUGUCUUGAGCCACUAUGGGGUAUACAAGGGUGCUGGUAACAUUGAUCCGUCAUUACCGAGCGCUGCUCAAUUCCCGAUUACCGAUCCUUUUCUACCCGUGGCCGCCAUGGCAGCAGUGACGAAGCACCUGUCGUUUGGAAUUACAGCCUCAACCACAUACGAGAACCCAUUUUUGCUUGCAAGAAGGUUUGCUACACUUGAUCAUUUGACGAAAGGUCGCGUAGCUUGGAAUGCUGUCACCAGUCAUUUGGAGACAGCUGCGAAGAAUCUUGGGCUUCCUACGCAAAUUGCCCAUGAUGAGCGAUAUGAGAUUGCGGAUGAAUUCCUUACUGUGACGUACAAGCUGUGGGAGAGUUCUUGGAGAGACGAUGCCGUUGUCAAGGAUACUAAAACCAAACAAUACACAGUCCCAGGAAGAGUUCGUCAGAUUGACCACAAAGGGAAACACUUUUCUACUGCUGGUCCCUUGACCACGGAGCCAUCGAUUCAGAGGACCCCUUUCAUCUUCCAAGCUGGAGCCAGCACAGCGGGUAAAGCCUUUGCUACCAAGCACGCCGAGUGUAUGUUCGUUCCCGGCAUGGAGACACAUAAGGUUAAGAAGUCAGUCGACGAAAUCCGACAGCAAGCUAUUGAGCAGGGCCGGAACCCAGACCACAUAAAGAUUAUUGGUGGCAUUCUGAUCAUCGUUGAUGAGACGGAUGAAAAGGCACAGGCAAAAUAUGAGGACUACCUCAACUACAUUGACCUUGAAGGUGCUCUGACCCUUUUCGGCGGUUGGACUGGAGUUGAUCUCGACCAGUGGUCAGACGACGAGGAUUUCAAGUUUACAGGCCCAGGCGCAAUUCAAAGCAUGAUCACUUCGUGGUCGGCCACUGUUCCAGGAACUGAUGGGGUAAAGUGGACGAAGAAGAGAAUUGCCCAGGAACUCGCUCUCGGCGGCCCGCAUCCUCGCGCUAUUGGCUCACCGAAGACGGUUACCGAUAUUUUGCAAAGAUGGAUUGAUGAGUCUACCAUCGACGGCUUUAAUAUUUCAUAUGCUGUUAAUCCAGGUGACUUUGAGGAUAUCUCAAAGUGGCUUCUUCCCGAACUGCGAGCUCGUGGCGUGUUCUGGGAUGAUUACGCAGCAUCUACGACGCGGGAGAAUUUCUUUGACGAUGGGUUAGGUCCUCGACUACGUGAUGAUCACCCGGGAGCGAAGUACACCUGGCUGGCAACUGAGGAAAGUGCCGGAGAGGGCUAA